Messenger RNA from Frankliniella occidentalis (western flower thrips), 597 nucleotides. RefSeq lists its product as uncharacterized. Lineage: Eukaryota; Metazoa; Arthropoda; Insecta; Thysanoptera; Thripidae. The coding region runs from base 1 to 597 and encodes 198 amino acids. The record is from RefSeq and is a predicted model, not a curated record. The transcript has 4 exons.
AUGCGCGUCACCAGUGUGGCCUUGCCAGUGGGUAUAUUCAAUGCAAUGAGAGGAUGCAAAUAUUAUUGUUUGUUAGGUUGUGCUGAUGCUUUCAUGCAAUUGAAACUAGAUGAGAAGUCUCAAGAAAUUUUGGUGCGGAAUACCUGCAUUGGACUACUGAAACCAACAAGACUGCCAUAUGCUUUAGCCAGUGCCUGUUUCGAAUCCGCGAAAGAUCAAGUAUUGGCUUUGAGCAGAUUAGAGAAGCAUAAAGUAAGAGUGAGGUAUGAAUUAAUGAAGCUGCAUCAAACUGACAUUGAGAUUUUUGGCUAUGUACUGGGCCACAACAUUUACAAGCCAUCUAAGAAGAAAGUGACUGCCAUCGUAAACUGUGCUGUUCUGAAGAAUCCUUCAGAAGUGCAAACUUAUAUGCUGUGUGGGCCUGGAAUGAGAGAUAUGAGAAAGCUUUUUGAACUUAGUAAGGAAAUGAAGUUGAAGAGUAAAGCUUUGGCAGUCUACGAUCCUUCAAAAGAAUUAGUUUUGAUUAGUGAUGCCUCGCCUGUUAGAGUUGGUGCUCAAAUCCAUGAAAGACUGAGAGACAUAUCAUUUAAUUUCUAA